This is a messenger RNA of Schizophyllum commune H4-8, 978 nucleotides long. RefSeq lists its product as uncharacterized. The annotation marks the transcript as partial. The transcript has 3 exons. Lineage: Eukaryota; Fungi; Basidiomycota; Agaricomycetes; Agaricales; Schizophyllaceae. The record is from RefSeq and is a predicted model, not a curated record.
UUCAGCGACCGCCUCAAGCGCAACGACGCCAUCCUCGCUCUCAUUGACGACAUGAGCGCGGCAAUCCAAGUCACCAUUGACCGCGAUGAUCCCCAGUUCGAGGAGCAGAGGGAGAAGCAGCGGGAGACGAGGGAUGCGCUGAUUAUGGAGAUUUAUUGUUGUUUGUCGUUUAUCAGGUCGUUGAGCGGGGUGGGGGUGGUGAAGAGACUAUCGACGGAGACCAGCGAGCGCGUGGAUGCCCUUUCGAAGAGCUUGAAGACUUUCAUAUUCGAGGUGGAGACGAAGGGGUAUCUGGAUACGCAGCUGGCUGUGUUCAGAACGGAGAAGCUAGCGAAAGAGCUCGUGGAUGAGAGAAUAUUGAGCUCCCUGCCCGCCGCGAAGGACGUACAGCCCGGUUCGACCAAAAGCUGCGCUCCAGGUACACGCGUCGAGCUGCUUCGCGAGAUUGAAGAUUGGGCGUUCAACCCCGAUGGCAAGCGCGCUUACUUCCUAUACGGCGCCGCAGGCAAGGGCAAGUCAGCCGUCGCGCACGCUGUCGCCCUGCGACUGCGCACCUCAGGCGCCCUCAGCCCCUUCUUUGCUUUCGAUCGGACCACGCGCGAUCGCGAGGCGCACCAGCUCUUCCCGACCCUUGGGUCGCAGCUAGCGAGGAGGAACAAGGCUUACCAUGACAGACUGUGCAAGAUGGACGCAGACGACCUGGGCACGCGCGAUAUAAAGGAUCAGAUGGGGCACUUGAUCAUGGACUUGCUGGGUGCGGAGGAUACGGUACUGGUCCCCGUCGUCUUCGUCAUCGACGCGCUCGACGAGUGCCCGGACUCGGAUGCGAUCGACGAGGCGCGGAGUACAAGGCUGGCUGAAGAGCGUCGCACGCUCCUCGAGUGCCUCCGCCAAUGCAUUUCGACAGACCGCCUCCCGUACAACAUCCGCUUCCUCAUCACCGGCCGUCCGGACGACGAUAUCCGCACCUACCUCGCC